AUUUUGCAUUUCCAGGGGAGAGACCUGUGUGUAAACAAUACAGAUCUCUCCCCUGUCAGCUUCUUCACACUGCUUUGUAUUGCUCUGCAUAGCAGAGCAAUACAAAGCAAUGUGCUUACACAGGUGGAGCACACACAGCACACAGUAAAACAGCACCCAGCACAGAGUUAACCCUUUGAUCGCCCCAGAUGUUAACCCGUUCCUGCCCAGUGUCAUUAGUACAGUGUCAGUGCUUUUUAUUAGCACUGAUCACUGUAUUAGUGUCCCUGGGGAUAUCAGUGGCAGUUAGUCAGUUCCCCCCUAGUGUCAGAAUGCCCUCCGCAGUCCCGCAAU
Staurois parvus is the source of this 333-nucleotide messenger RNA. NCBI's taxonomy places the organism in Eukaryota, Metazoa, Chordata, Amphibia, Anura, Ranidae. The record is from the annotation of a GenBank genome assembly.